Messenger RNA from Leishmania major strain Friedlin, 300 nucleotides. RefSeq lists its product as hypothetical. The record is from RefSeq and is a predicted model, not a curated record. The coding region runs from base 1 to 300 and encodes 99 amino acids. The transcript has a single exon. NCBI's taxonomy places the organism in Eukaryota, Euglenozoa, Kinetoplastea, Trypanosomatida, Trypanosomatidae.
AUGUUGUGCGUUUCCGUCGCCAAAGACGGCUUCGCGAUCGUCUUGACGGGGCUCGACACCAAGCGCCGCGCCCCGCCCCACCAGCAGCGCCUGUCAAGGAAUGUCUGUUUCCACCAGACCAAGGCGAAGGAGUUCGUCGCCCGUUUUCAUCAGCCGUGCUUCCUUGCCUGGUCACAUCGAACGAUUGGCCACCCGGAUGCGUUGCAGGAUGGCGCGCGCCGCCGCCAGGAAUAUAAACCCUCCCACUCCCACCCCUUCUUCCGCUGCAAUGAGGGCGCCCAUCAGCACAUGUGCGGGUGA